Molecule: messenger RNA, 1386 nt
Organism: Guillardia theta CCMP2712
Lineage: Eukaryota; Cryptophyceae; Pyrenomonadales; Geminigeraceae
Exons: 4
Coding region: 1-1386 (461 amino acids)
Biological process (GO): iron-sulfur cluster assembly
Molecular function (GO): ATP-dependent FeS chaperone activity; ATP binding; 4 iron, 4 sulfur cluster binding
Source: RefSeq, a predicted model, not a curated record
AUGAGUGAAGUGCUUGCCUCUCUUGCUGAGAUCGAUGACCCAGUUCUUGGAGAGAGCAUUGUAUCUCUCUCUGCUGUGAAGAAUCUUGAAGUCGAACCUUCGGGUGACGUCAGCUUUACCGUUCAACUUUCUGCCCCUGACCUGCAAGGGGUGGUGAAGCAGGCGUGUCAGAGUGCACUCUCACAGCUUCCCUGGGUAAAAGACAUCGAGAUCACAGUAACGUCUCUUCCGCCCAAUGACUCGCUGCGAGAGGCUUCGAGAAAUCAAGCGACUGGGUUGAAGGGAGUCAAACACGUAAUUCUUUGUGCCAGUUGUAAAGGAGGUGUAGGAAAGUCAACAACCGCCGUAAAUCUUGCAUACUCGAUGCACAAGCGAGGAUUCAAGACUGGGAUACUCGAUGUUGACAUUUAUGGUCCAAGUUUGCCGACUAUGGUGAAGCCCGAGAGACCUUUCGACCCGAGAAGAGACAUAGUGGGCAACGAGAUCAUGCCGGUUAAUGGCUUCGGAGUGAAGCUCAUGAGCAUGGGCUUCAUAAAUCCGGUGGACUCAUUUGUCAUGCGAGGCUCGCGUGUCACUCCGCUGGUGCAGCAGCUAGUGAGCACAACAGCAUGGGGCGAACUUGACUACCUCAUCAUCGACAUGCCGCCUGGAACAGGAGACAUCCAGUUAACGCUCUCUCAGAUGGAGACUCUCCGGAUAGAUGCAGCUGUCAUCGUGACCACGCCACAGAGACUGAGCUUUGUUGAUGUUGUGAAGGGCAUCGAGAUGUUUGACAAGGUUGGAAUCCCCUCGGUUGCGGUUGUCGAGAACAUGGCAUUUUUCCAGAACGAUGGCAUGCAGGAUAACAUUCAGGCUUUUGCCAACAAAUAUUCCCUGCCACAAGAAGCAGUCUCUGAGCUUGAAGAGAUUUUGAAAGCUAAACAGUUUCUGUUCGGUCAAGGUCAUAAGCAGAGGUUGCUUGACAUGUGGGGAAUUCAGAACAGUAUUUCCAUCCCGCUCUUUCCUGACUUGGCGAAGCAAUCUGAUUCUGGAAUGCCGUAUGUUCUUGCAUUUCCUGACACAGACGUGUCACGCGCAUAUUCCGCCCUAGCAGAGUCGGUCAUAUCUGAGGUGAGCGUGGCAAAGAUGGAGAGUGGCAAGAACGUCAUGCCAGAGAUCGAAUACGAUGCUCCUAACAAGCAGUUUGUCAUCGAUGGAAAUCAGCGCAUCAGUGCCAAGGAGAUGCGACGGUUGUGUCGAUCUCCUGCCAACGAUCCGAACAAUGUGAAGGAGAGCGUGGAACCUGUGGACUUCGUUCCUCUUGGAAGAUAUGCAAUCUCAAUUCAAUGGAAUGAUGGGCACCAAAGUUUGAUGCCUUAUCGAUCUUUUGUGAACUCUUACAAGUAG